Lolium perenne is the source of this 1108-nucleotide messenger RNA. NCBI's taxonomy places the organism in Eukaryota, Viridiplantae, Streptophyta, Magnoliopsida, Poales, Poaceae. The record is from RefSeq and is a predicted model, not a curated record.
UCUUGAGAGCAAUUUGCAAAUGGUGUUAUGGCAAGCACCGGAGAGUAGAGAAGAAACCUCAACACCUCAUGUAGAAGUAGAAGAUUAUGAAUCUAUAGAUGAAGAUGAUGAAAUGAUGCAAGCAGAUUUAGAGGCACUCGAACAUGAUCCUGGAAAGCGGAUUCCCAUCUCUAUGUAUGAUGUCAAUGAUCAAGAUAGAGUAAGAAGGAGAUUUAUUGAGAUGGGGCCAUGUCAACCAAAGAAUCAUAAAUUUGAGUUUACAAAUAAAGGUGGAAGAGAGCGUCCUUACUUCCCCGUUGGCCGGCCUAGAAGGGGUGUAUGCAAUGGUGUGAUCAAUUACCACCGCUUCAAGGUAGAUAUGUUUGUGUCUGUCAUUGAUAGGCAAAUUGGUGAGCUAAAUGGCAGAUUUGAUGAGGUAAACACAGAGCUACUUAUUUGCAUGGCAUCAUUUAGUCCACUUCAUCUAUUUGCUGCUUAUGAUCAAGAGAAGUUGGUUAAGCUUUCUACAAAGUUUUAUGCUUCUGAUUUUACAAGAGAUGAACUAGCAAGGCUUCCAUGGCAACUAAACAUGUAUGUUGCUAAUUUGCAUAGAGAUGAAAGAUUUCAAAACUUGAAAAAUCUGUCUGAGCUAUCAGUUAUGCUUGUCAAGACAAAGAAGCAUGAACAAUAUCAUAUUGUUUACAAGCUUCUUAAGUUGGUAUUGAUUCUACCAGUAGCCACUGCUAGUGUUGAAAGAAUGUUCUCUUCAAUGAGCUAUUUGAAGAAUAAGCUAAGGAACAAAAUGGGUGAUGACUAUUUAAACUAUUGUAUGGUUACAUUUGUUGAGAGAGAUUUCUUCAGCCAAGUAAAGGAUGAGGAUAUCAUCAAUCGCUUCCAAAAAGGCAAGCGCAAAGUUAUAAUGUAAGAUGUAACAUCAUCACUUUAUCAAUCAAAAGGUACCUAUGUAUUCAUGUCGUUAUGGGCUUAUAAAUUGAAAUAUUGCUAUUGUUGUCAUGCUAGUGUUGUUUUAUUCAUAUAUUGAUAGUAUUGUGGUGUUUGAUUCAUAUACUACAUUUAGAGCAAAAAAAAUUUUUUGGGCGGAAUACCCAGGCGCCAUUUCCUGGCGCCG